Molecule: messenger RNA, 864 nt
Organism: Meira miltonrushii
Lineage: Eukaryota; Fungi; Basidiomycota; Exobasidiomycetes; Exobasidiales; Brachybasidiaceae
Exons: 1
Coding region: 1-864 (287 amino acids)
Source: RefSeq, a predicted model, not a curated record
AUGCUUGUACAAACAUUUGCCAAGAUUGUCACCAUAUUGAUCUUCUCCUGUCUUGGAGAAUGUAUGAGGCCGAAUACGCCUACUGGUCAUCAGGGAAAUGCUGAUGGACAAGCAAGUAGUCAGCCUACUACUUCGGGUGCGACUACUUCCCUUCCUCAUAGAAUCAACCCAGUAUUCACCGCUACUGCGAGGAUGAAGCCUGUUACUGGGUUUGCAGAUCCGAGGUAUGCGGAAGGAUAUCGACAAAUAAAGGCUUCUUCUACCACGAAACAAUUAAAAGGAGUUUCGCAUACGGGUAUUCUUGGAAAUCCUUCUUCUGAAUACAAAUAUCCAAAAUUGACCUUGAAAUCAGGCAGAAAGGAAGGUGGAAUCAUAAGUCACUUUCAUCAUCCGAGAGAGAUUCCAGGACAGGCACCAUAUGGAUACAUGCAACAUCAACAGCUUGAAACAACCUUGGAUCGAAACACUCUCGCAAGAAAGGACCCGCUCAACUUUAGAAAACAUGAUCGUUCAACGCCCAAUAAACGUACCUUCGAAGCUGUUCGAGAAUGGCAGGACAAUGCACGACAUCCAAAAGCAUCUUUAGCUUACAUGGUGCCUGCCAAUCCUUCUGCAAGUCAUAAGAGACCAAGAGUUGACGUUGAUGGAGGGAAUUACCAUGGCCAUCUAGUCACUCUUCUCUAUGGUCCUGAAUCACCUCCGAAGCAAAGCAGUCGUAAUCGUUCACCAAUCAGCGGAACAGCAGCUCAUCCCAGCGCACAAGAAGAUGAUGAUUUCGCUCGAAGCCUUUUAAGAUCCCGAACACCCUCACCAGAUGCUGGUGAAAGUAGUAAGAGAAGACGCACAGGGGAGUUGCCAAAAUGA